AUGUUCUUAGCACCGUCGGCGGGAAGACUGCUCUACCCCUACGUGAGCGUGUGGCUGUGGAUGGGUAAAACAGGAGCAGGCGAAUAUGCAACUAUGAUCCCACCAGUUUGUGGUGAGGCUAAGUGCAAUGCCGACCCGGGUGUCCUAAAUCUAGAGGCGGCUAGCUACAAGCAGAGAGGUAACGAGGUGAAGUUAGUUUCACAUCACACGUAUUCUUCUUCACCUGAGGACUAA
Messenger RNA from Danaus chrysippus (African queen), 234 nucleotides. The record is from the annotation of a GenBank genome assembly. Lineage: Eukaryota; Metazoa; Arthropoda; Insecta; Lepidoptera; Nymphalidae.